GACGCCAGAGUGUCGUUUCUUUAAGCAACAGCGCGGAUUAUCUGUCCCGCGCGAGCUUGGCGGGGACGGGGGAGCGCGGCGCGGGGACCAAGGAGGCGGGGCGCGCGUCGUGCGCAGACGCCGCCGCGGCGCUGUGCGACAGGGCCGCGUAUGUUUGUUUCGUGGUGGACGGAACGUUGCCUACGACCGUUAGCGAAUUACGUCACGAAACAUCCAAGGAUAGUGUAUUGUCCCGCGUCGUAAAUCUUGUACUAAACGGCUGGCCAACUAAAAUAGCCGAUUUAAAGUUGAAGCCGUACUUUUUGUGCCGAAAUCAGCUCUCGGUAGAAAACGGUUGCUUAAUGAGGGGCCAUAAAGUUAUAAUACCAAGUUCAUUGCGUAAAAAGGUAAUGGACGAAUUGCAUACUUCCCAUUUAGGAAUAGUUAAAACGAAAGCGGAAGCGAGGUCGAGAUUUUGGUUUCCAGGCGUCGACGACGCAAUUGAACAUUUAAUUGGGUCGUGCGAGGUGUGCUCCCAGCUGAGGCCGUCACCGCCGCGGACGAAGCUGGCGCCGUGGAAGUUUCCUCCUCAGCCGUUUUACCGGGUGCACAUCGACUUCUUAGGGCCGUUAAAUGGUCGGUCGUAUUUGGUCGUCGUAGACUCGCACACCAAAUGGGUUGAAGUGUACGACAUGAACACGAACACAACUUCAAAUGCAGUAGUCGAGCGGUUAUACGAGUACAUUGCGCGUUAUGGGUUGCCGAACACGAUAGUGAGCGAUAAUGGACCUUCCUUUGCCUCGCAAGAAUUUUCUAGGUUUUGCGUAGGAAACGGCAUUAGCCAUUUGACAACUCCGGCGUACCACCCGGCUAGCAAUGGACAGGCGGAAAGUUUCGUAAAGGUUGUGAAAAAAGGCAUUAAAAGUAGCGUCAUGUCUAGUCGUACAGCGAAGGAAUGUAAGUUACGUCUCCUCCAGUUCCUCUUUGACUAUCGCAAUUCGAUUCACUCCACCACAGGUUUCUCCCCAGCUGAGCUGGUGUACGGGCGUAAACUCAGGUCGCGAUUGGAUUUAAUUAAUCCCAGAGCACCGCCAUCCUCGUUCGGCGCCCUUGCCGAUGUGGUACGGGAUAGGCAGCAGUCGCAAAUUGUAGCCCAUGGUGGGAAAAAUACAUCUUCCUUCUCUCCAGGUGAACGUGUUCUAUAUAAGAAGUUUAGUAGUAAGAAUAAGUUCACAUGGCACAAAGGUACUGUAUUACGGCGACUGGGCAAAGUAUUGUAUGUUAUACAAGAUAAUGCAACUUUGAGUACUUUUAAAAAACACAAAAAUCAACUGUGGUUAUGCAAAGCAGACUAUACCAAAACAAAUUUAAACAUGUCGGAUGUUGAUGAUGUUGAUGAUGAGAUAAUUGAUGGUAUUCCAACAUCGCCAACAUCCUCCGAACAACCAGGGGCCGUACAAGAUAGUAGUGAUAGGGGCCUAUCUGCGGGGGAAGGUGAGGAGGCAUGCUCGCCUCCAGUCACACCGCCUAUCAACCAUCCCAAU
This is a messenger RNA of Papilio xuthus (Asian swallowtail), 1523 nucleotides long. RefSeq lists its product as uncharacterized. The transcript has a single exon. NCBI's taxonomy places the organism in Eukaryota, Metazoa, Arthropoda, Insecta, Lepidoptera, Papilionidae. The record is from RefSeq and is a predicted model, not a curated record. The annotation marks the transcript as partial. Gene Ontology annotation, biological process: DNA integration. Gene Ontology annotation, molecular function: nucleic acid binding.